Anopheles stephensi (Asian malaria mosquito) is the source of this 2105-nucleotide messenger RNA. RefSeq names its product ran GTPase-activating protein (gene RanGAP). The coding region runs from base 168 to 1940 and encodes 590 amino acids. Gene Ontology annotation, molecular function: small GTPase binding; GTPase activator activity. NCBI's taxonomy places the organism in Eukaryota, Metazoa, Arthropoda, Insecta, Diptera, Culicidae. The transcript is spliced from 3 exons. Gene Ontology annotation, cellular component: perinuclear region of cytoplasm; nucleus; cytosol. Gene Ontology annotation, biological process: activation of GTPase activity; nucleocytoplasmic transport; signal transduction. The record is from RefSeq and is a predicted model, not a curated record.
GACAGUAGCGGCAUCACAAAAAAUCGAAACAACCGUAAACAUAACCUCCCGCUCGUUUUGUACCGAACGAAGGCAGCAUCCAUCGACCCACGGGCGUAAUUAUUAUUUUACUACACCUCCGUUUGCACACCGCGUAAAAAACUGUCCAGGAGGCUUAAUUGCCCACGAUGGCGUCGUUUAACUUAACUUCAAUAACCAGCGCACUUACCGAUCUCGAUCAGCACGGCGUGAAAUGGGUUGGCAAAGCGUCGAAAUGGGGAACGGAAGCUGAAGCCAAAGACCUGAUCGACGCAAUAAAUGCUUGCCAGGAUAUGCGUUUUCUGAACCUGGAAGGCAACACACUGGGCGUGGAGGCAGCGAAAGGAAUUGGCCGUGCGCUGGAAAAGCAUCCCGAGCUGAAGCAAGCCCUCUGGAAGGAUUUGUUUACCGGGCGAAUGAAGGAAGAGAUCCCGAUUGCACUGAAAGCGCUCGGGCAGGGUAUGAUCACGGCCGGUGCACAGCUUACCGUGCUCGAUUGCUCCGACAAUGCGCUCGGUCCGAACGGAAUGGUUGGAUUGGUGGAUCUGCUCAAGAGUACCACAUGCUACACACUGGAGCAACUGAAGCUAAACAACUGUGGUUUGGGCAUCCAGGGUGGAACGAUGCUUGCGGAAGCAUUGCUAGAAGGAUACAACGCCAGCAAGAAGGUAGGUAAACCGCUCGCGCUGAAAGUGUUUAUCGCUGGCAGGAAUCGGUUGGAAAAUGCGGGCGCAAAAGCCCUGUCGAAAACGUUCGCCACGAUCGGUACGCUCGAGCAGAUCGAAAUGCCACAGAACGGAAUCUAUCACGUGGGCAUAACGGCGCUCUCGCAAGCCUUUAAGCAGAACAAGAAUCUGCGCAUUCUUAACCUUAACGACAACACGAUCGGACCGAAGGGUGCGGCGGCACUGUCCGUCGCACUGCAGGACCUGCUCGACCUGAGAGAGCUCAACUUUGGCGAUUGUUUGCUAAAGACCAAGGGUGCAACACUGAUCGGGGAAGCGCUGCACGAAGCGCACGCCGAGCUGGAGGUAAUGGACUUUGGCUUUAACGAGAUCGGGCCGGAUGGUGGCUUUGCGCUGGUGAAUGCUGCCGCAAACAAGGAUAAACUCCGGUCGCUCGUGCUGAACGGUAAUCAGUUCGGUGAGGAGUGCUGCGAGCAGCUGACGGAACUGAUGCAGGACUAUGAGCGGAAAGGUGUGCUGGAGCUGGACGAGGAUGCGGGCGACGUGGAGGAAGAGGAGGAGGAGGAGGAUGAGGACGAGGAGGACGAAGAGGACGAAGAGGAGGAAGAGGAGGGAAGCGAUGAGGAGGACGAGGAAACAGUUGACCAGGAAGACGAUGAGGAGGAUACCGACGAGCGGGAGGAGGAUGAUGCAGAGGAAGCACUUUUAUCCCGGCUGAAGCAACGUAACCAGCAGACGAAUGGAGCCGGAAAUGAUACCGCCCUCGACGCAACCACCGUAUCGAUCGACCUGGACGCCACACUCCCGAACACAGUCGAUUCCUUCAUCCGGCAACACUAUCCCUCGGAAACGAUGUUCCAGUCGCUACCGGACACGGACAAGGUGGCCGCCUUCCGCGACUAUCUGAACGCGAUUCCAAAGGAUGACUACCUGGUGCAUACGGCCUUCACCAUCGUCAAGUGUUCGGAGCUGUGCGACAGCCAACCGGAAGCGCUCGAUGUGGCGCUGGCCCUGUACAAGGAUGCGUUCGAGUUUGCGCAGGCCAACAAGCGGCUGAAAAGCUUGCGCGACUUCAUUCUCAUUCAGCUCGGUUUGCUAAAGCCGGAAGAUCGUAGCUUCCGGUUGAACUACAACGUGCAGACGUGCCAGCGUGCGUUACGUGCCGCCAUCGAGAAAAAGUUGAUCCCGAAAGAGGAGACGGAAAUCUUCGAGACGUUCCUGAAUCGCGUAGGAUAAUAGUGUUCCGAUCGGUGUGGUAGCGUUCCUGUACAUGUACAUGAGAUCUUUUUUACCUCUUAUUAUUUAAAAUCUAAAUUCCAAGAAGAUGGCAUGGCAGCACAGGGUGUAAAAUAUCCCCUUCAAACCACUGCUAAGAAUGAAUGACGUUGCUUUACUCCGGUA